CUUUGGCCAUUUCAAAAAUGACAUCCGUCCACGUUGGGAUACUGCUGCUGGCCAGCUGCCUGGCCCUGCUACUGCCCGUACAGUCGGCGCCCGGCUACAUCAAUGGCCGCAUCGUUGGCGGCGUGGAUGCCACCAAGAACCAGUUCCCGCACCAGAUCUCCCUGAGGAACGGCGGCUCGCAUAGUUGCGGAGGCUCAAUCCUGUCGAGAACUUACAUCCUGACCGCUGCCCACUGUGUGACCAAUGAGGAUGCCGACGGAAAGUAUGUGGCUGUUGCCGCGGAGCGGCUUACCGUUCGCUCGGGCUCCAAUGAUCGAUUCAGCGGCGGAAUCCUUAGCCAGGUGGUCGAGGUAAUCUUCCACGAGAACUAUGGCAACUUCGAGAACGAUAUCGCCCUGCUGCGUCUCGAAGAGCCACUGAUCUACUCGGACAGCAUCCAACCGAUUGCUCUGCCCACCUUUGACACGCCCGCAGAUGUGGACAUUGUCAUUUCCGGCUGGGGCAGGCUCUGGCAUCUGGGCGACCUGCCGCGCUAUCUGCAGUACAACACCCUCAAGUCGAUCUCCACGGAGCGCUGUACUGAGCUGAUUGACUUUGGCUUUGCCGGCGAGCUGUGCCUCAUCCAUGAGGAGGACAAUGGUGCCUGCAACGGUGACUCUGGCGGUCCGGCUGUGUACAAUGGCGAGGUGGUGGGCAUUGCUGGCUUUGUCGUCGGCGGCUGUGGUUCCGGCUAUCCCGAUGGCUAUGCCAGGGUCUACUAUUUCAAGGACUGGAUCAGAAAGUAUGUCCAGGAUGUUUAAGGGAAGUAAAGAGAAUAUUUGUUUUUUUUUAUAGCUUUAAAAAAAUAAAUAAAUAAAUAUUAAAAGUU
Molecule: messenger RNA, 868 nt
Organism: Drosophila kikkawai
Lineage: Eukaryota; Metazoa; Arthropoda; Insecta; Diptera; Drosophilidae
Gene: Ser6
Product: Serine protease 6
Biological process (GO): proteolysis
Molecular function (GO): serine-type endopeptidase activity
Source: RefSeq, a predicted model, not a curated record